Messenger RNA from Closterium sp. Naga37s-1, 1896 nucleotides. NCBI's taxonomy places the organism in Eukaryota, Viridiplantae, Streptophyta, Zygnematophyceae, Desmidiales, Closteriaceae. The record is from the annotation of a GenBank genome assembly.
AUGCGGGAACAAAGUCACGAAGCCUUGAAGCAAAGCGCGGGAGCGUGGCAGGAUACUCCCGAGAAGGUCUUCGCAAAAUCCGGUUGGUCAGGCGUGCGUCGCGCGGCCGUGGCAGCGGUGCAUCGCUCGUGUGACGCGGCGGAGCACUGGGAACCGUGGCUCGGCGCGGUGCUGGAGGAGGAUUCCAGGCGCAGCCGAAUGCUAGACGAGCUCACAGCCGCCCUGACAAGGGCGGGUGCCCCACCGGAGGAACAAGAAGGGGAGGCGGUGGGUUGGGGACGGGAGGGAGUGGGUAACGAGGAGUCUGGCGUGGUUGAAAGCGAAGGGGGUGAAGGCAGGGGUGAGGGGGAGGAGGCAAGAGCAUCGGACAGGGGAGGCGCCGCGACAUUGUUUCCGAUGCUGCUGGGUGUGCCAGUGGCAGUGAAGGAUCUGAUCCACGUGGAUGGCUUCUCCACCAGAGCAGGCGCGCUGCCAGGCUUCCCUGCACUGGACUCCGUAUUGCAAAUGCGGGAGGGCGAGAUUAUCCAACGGCUGAGGUCAGCUGGUGCACUCAUUCUGGGCAAGGCAGCCAUGACAGAAUUCGCCUACCGCCACCCGACUCGCACACACAACCCUCUUGCUCCAUCCUUCACGCCUGGAGGCUCCAGCAGCGGGUCAGCAGCAGCUGUUGCAGCAGGCAUCUGUCCGCUGGCCCUCGCAUCACAGACGUGUGCAUCCAUCUCCCGCCCUGCAGCUUUCACAGCCACAGUGGGCUUUAAGCCAUCGCACCACCGCCUCCCCGCCUCUGGCUGUGUUUCGCCAUCGCCCUCCCUGGACCAGUUUGGAGUCAUCUCAGCCUCAGUGCGCUGGGCUGCACUCUGGGGACAGGCCGUGGUGCCCCACUGGCGCCCCCCAACCCCCUCUGCGGCAGUGCACGAGCCCCGCUGUGUGGCAGUCCCUGAGGGGCCGCUGCUGGAGCAGUGUGAGCGGGGCCCAGCGUGGGAGGCGUUUCAGCAGCUGCUGGUGCAGAUGAGGGCAAGCAGUGCAUGGAAGGUGGUGUCGCUGCCCUGCCUUGACGACUUGCAGCGGAUCAAAGAGUCCCACCUGGCUCUCAUGGCGUUUGAAUAUGCCCGCUUUAUCGAUUCCCUCCACCUGCCUGACCUGCCGUCUCUUGUUUCCCCGCCUCUCAUGGAGCUAAUCUUGACUGGGCGAGGGGUGACAGAGGAGGAGGCGGCAGCAGGCAGGGCGUCGUGUGUGGCACUGCGGCAUGCACUGCAGCAGCAGCUGAGGCAGGCUGGGGCUGAGGCCGUCAUCGCCCCUGCUGCCACCGGCUUCACUCCACCCGUGCAUCAAGGCACGACAGGAGAUCCCAUCAUGUCCAUCCCGUGGAGCCAUGCUGGUCUGCCCACUGUCACCAUGCCAGUCGCCCUCACACCUGCUGCAGCUGCUGGCAGCACUCGCGACGGUGGUUCAGUGCAUGAAUUCAGUGAGGAGAGUAAUGAAGAGUGCAGCAGGGAGGGCAGCAGGGAGUAUCUUUCAGUGGGAGUCACGCUGGUUGGGAUGUGGAACAAGGAUGAGACACUGCCAUUGGAGUUGGCGCUGCGGGGAAGGGGAGUAGUGUUAUCCGCAUCAGCACCAGCAGCAGGGGCAGCAGUGAUGGCAGAAGCUCCCGAGGGCUUCACCUUACACCAGGAAGAUGGGGGGGGAGCGGGAAAGGGAGGGUGGAAAGGGGAGGGCGGAAAGGGGUGGGGGGGAGGGGGCGGAAAGGAGGGAGGGGUGUUGAGGGGGGGGGAAGGGAAAAAAUGGGCGCUUUCCCCUUUCGCCAGCUGGGACCAUCGACACGCACUCAAGUCCUGGAAGAAGAUGAGGGGAGCGCAGAAAGGGGAGAGGAAAAGCGGAAAGGGGAGGGAUACUUAA